GGAUCUGAAUUGAUUACCAGUGAAUUCGAAAUGAGCCAAAUUUCAGUGAAGUAAAAAUGGCGGAGAAGCUUCCGUGGGGAUUGCGGAACGAGCGCAUUGCGCCCGGGUCUAUGAAGACCAUCUCCCAAAAUAAAUUGAAAGCCUUCAGUGUCGGUCAGAUGAAUCUUGGGAAGAAACUUUCCAAAAGAGCUGAAGAAGAACAGAAGAAAAAGGCACAAGAGAAGGAGGCUGCCAAGGUAUUUGAAGAGUUCGUAGCGUCGUUUGAAGACUCUUCUAACCUGGGCAAGACGUUUGUGAGAGGAUCAACAAUAAAUCCAGACUUGAAAGAGGAAAAAUCUGAUCAGAAAGCUGGCAAGUUAUACAAACCCACGACCAAGGUCUCUGAGACUAUCCUUGCGAAAAAGCAGAAAGAAAGGGAAGCAGCAGAAGCCAGAGCCGAAAGAGAACGAGCAGAAAAAUUAGAUUUUUCGAAGAAGAAGAAAGAAAAGGAGAAGUCCAAAAGCAACUUGGAACUCUUCAAAGAAGAACUCAAAGUAUUGCAGCAGGCAAGGGAAGAGCGCCAUCGCUUGAAGAAAGAGAAAGGACAUCAUGAUAUCGACAGUCACCAUGAGCCGUCGCACUCAUCGUCGGCUGAUGUCAGGGUGCCAGCUGGAAUGGACGAAUAUUCCUACGGUUCCCAUGACUAUGGAGACCCAUCCACAACCAAUAUCUUCCUGGGUAGCAUCAACCCCAAGAUGGAUGAAGAGAUGUUAUGUGAGGAGUUUGGUAAGUACGGCCCGCUGGCCAGCGUCAAGAUCAUGUGGCCUCGGACAGACGAAGAGAGAAGUCGUAACCGUAACUGUGGCUUUGUGGCCUUCAUGACACGCAAGGAUGCCGAGAGAGCCAUCAAAGCCUUGAAUGGGGUGGAGUUUAUGAACUACGAGAUGAAGCUCGGCUGGGGGAAGGCCGUACCGAUCCCGCCCAAUCCCGUCUACAUCCCUAAGGCUAUGCUGGACCUCACCAUGCCACCGCCACCCUCUGGGCUCCCCUUCAACGCUCAGGCCAAAGAUAAGAAGACGAAGCUGCCUCAGCCCAAUCAGCUCACCACUGAAGAGGACCCCGAACUCUUGAAGACCUUAAAAGAGGCAGUUGUAAAAGUGGUAAUCCCGACCGAAAGGCCUCUGCUCUUGGCAAUCCAUCGGAUGAUCGAGUUUGUCGUCCGAGAAGGUCCCAUGUUUGAAGCCAUGAUCAUGAAUAUGGAAAUGGAGAAUCCUCUCUACAGAUUUCUCUUUGAGAACCAAUCGCCAUCUCAUAUCUACUACCGCUGGAAACUCUAUUCAAUCCUUCAGGGAAACACCAUUGGCAAAUGGAGGUCCGAGGAUUUCCGGAUGUUCAAGAACGGUUCAAUAUGGCGCCCGCCUCCCAUCAACCCAUACACCCAGGGCAUGCCAGAGGAGCUGGCCCCUAGACCUGAACCAGCUAAGAAAGGAUCCUUGACAGACAGUCAACGAGACAGAUUAGAAGACAUGCUGCGAGGCCUAACCCUGGAAAGAUCCAAUAUUGCGGAUGCCAUGGUCUUCUGCCUGGAUCACGCCGAAUCGGCCGAAGAAAUCGUCGAGUGUAUCUCCGAAUCGCUGUCAAUCUUGGAGACACCCAUUCAUAAAAAGCUGGGAAGACUCUUCCUGAUCUCGGACAUCCUGUUCAACACCAACACCAAAGUGGCCAAUGCAUCCUACUUCCGCAAGUACUUUGAGGUCAAACUGCCAGUGAUCAGCAUGAACCUGAGAGACGCUCACCUUAAUAUUCAGCAGAGACUCAAAGCAGAACAAUUCAAGCAAAAAGUGAUGGCGUGUUUCCGAGCAUGGGACGAGUGGACCAUCUAUCAGUACGACCUUUUGGUGAAGCUACAGAACCUCUUCCUGGGCCUGAUGCCACUGACUAAAGAUGACGGCGAAGAAGAGGAUGUACCCCAGCAAGCAAUCUCAGUGGAAAUGCUACAACGAGAAACCGCUGAGCCAGAACAAUCAGACCUAGACGGCGCCCCCUUGAGAUACGACGAGAAUGUAGACGGGGAACCAAUAACUGUAGAGGACAACGGCAGGCCAGACCUAGAUGGGAUGCCGUUAAAGGAGGACAUGGGCGGAGACUUGGAUGGCAUGCCACUGGAGGGGGGUGAGGAUUACGACGGCGCUCCAAUAAAAGAUGACAUCGAUCUUGACGGCACUCCAAUAGCUGAGCCACCUAAAGAGAAGAAACCAGUCGGAGGAUUCAAGGUGGCUCCCUCCAAGUGGGAGACGGUAGACGCGUCGGUCUUAGAAGCUCAAGCCAUGACGUCCUCUAAGUGGGAGUUGCUUGAGAAAGACGAGGAGGAAAGCACAGGCAAAGAUGAAGACGAGGAUGAAGACAGCAGAGGUCAAGAUGAUGAAGAUGCAGAGGGAGAUUGGCAGGAGGAGAGUCCCGAGAGAGAGACGUCAUCCCAAGACAUUCAUCUCAAGACGACAGAGAUGACUGAAGAGAGAAGAGCAAAACUCCGGGAAAUAGAGGUGAAGGUGAUGAAGUUUCAGGAUGAUCUUGAGGCAGGCAGACGGAGUCGCAAACACGGUUUAUCUAUCCAGGAGCAGGUGGCCAAGUACAGGGCCAAGCUGCUGCAAAAGGAGCAGGAUAAGGAGAUUGAGAAGCAGAAGGAUCGGGAGAAAGAGCGACAACGAGGGAAGAAGUUGGAGAGAAUCCGCGAGUUUGAGCGUGCCCGUGAACGCGAGCGGGAACGCCUCGGCCGCGUCUCGGACGAUUCCGGAGACGAGACCCCUUCCUCAUCGUCACGUCGUGAGCGCAAACGACGUCGCAGCCGGUCAGCGAGCCCCAAGCGCAAUCAGUCCCCGUCCCGUUCCCCGGUGUCCGAGGGUCGACGGUCUGGCCACAUGGACCGGUCCCCUCUCUCCAUCAUCAGAGAUUAUUCCGACUCGCCGACUCACAAGUCUAGAUCCGGAUCCCCUAAGAGAACCUCUUCGCGUCGUCGCUCACGUUCCCCGAGAAGAACACACCGGUCACGGUCGCGAUCACCACGACGUUCUCGCAGGUCAAAGUCAAGAUCAGGUUCACCUUUUAGGUCCCGUAAGUCGCGGUCGCGAUCCCCCGGCAGGCAUUUAAGCUUAUCAGCAUCCCACAAGAAGAGAAGGAGAUGAGAACCCAUUCCCUUUUUGUACAGUAACUGCCUUUUCUUAUGUAGAAAGUAAAGUUCACCAUUGCAUUCUGUUAAAUUGAAUGUAGUACAAUGUACAUGUAAAUCACAAUUCAGUGUUUACUUUGAUUUUCCUUAUCUAACUGGUUGGCUGUCAGCUUAGUGCUUUUUUUAGGUGUCAAAAAAAAAUUUCAGAUUUUGUCGCAUCAACAUUUCAUACAUGAUACCCAUGGGAUAUGAGUUUGGUUUAAUUACGAUCACAAAUAUGAUGUAUCAUUCAUCAUGAUGUAAUAUCAUUAAUAUAUGUCGUUACAAACAAAAUUGUUGUAUCAUGUGAUUGCAUACUGUAAUUUCAGUGGUCUGGGACGGCUACGUGUCUGGACAAUAAAAAUGCAUGUCACACACUGAAGGUGAUAUCGCACUGCGUUCGUUGAGUGCGCGUGUGGAACCUGCCAGUGUGCUAGCUUUGCGCAAUGAGAACUGCAACGUCAAACACUCAGUCUCAUGUCCGGCAGGACAUCAAAACCUUCAUUAUCAAAGGUUAAAUUGCAGUAAUUUAAUUUAUUUCUCACAGUAAGGUACAACCAUUUAUCUUUUUGAGUUAUUGGCACGAUAUAACAAAACAAUUGUUGACUGCUGUAAUGUGGGAUAUGUCGUUUUUGACACCCUCAUAGCAUAUCCCACAUCACUAUUAAAGGGCAACGUUGUUGUAUCACAAACGUAACUUUCUCCACGUCUAGAAAUGGCCAUUUUGAGAACCAUUAUAGGUCUGAAAUUUACUAACGUUCUAAAAUAGACCCUUCUGAAACCAUGUCACAUUGGUAGAGUAUUUAACCGUUUCUUUACAAUUGAGAAAAACAUCGUUUUUUUCUCUCCAUUUGUUAAGUUUUUUUUAAGCUUCUCAAGUGAGCUUCAGCCUAAAUCACAGCCAAGGUUUGGAUUGAAAACGGGCAGACGGGGACAUUAGUCAGGCGUCAACUAUGAUUUUUGGGAAUCUAUAUCUUGAAUUACUUCACCUUCUGGGAACCAGACCUGGCUGUUGUGAUCACCCAAUGACAUUGAGUAUGACCGACUCCACCUGCGUUUCCAUGUUUCCAUGUAUCUAUCACCAUGUCUCUGUCCCUAUUUGUCAACAGCCCAACCCUACAUGUUUUCAUAUUCCUGAUUUUGUUUGUU
Patiria miniata (bat star) is the source of this 4333-nucleotide messenger RNA. It is a transcript of the gene u2surp, whose product is annotated as U2 snRNP-associated SURP motif-containing protein-like. The record is from RefSeq and is a predicted model, not a curated record. Gene Ontology annotation, biological process: RNA processing. NCBI's taxonomy places the organism in Eukaryota, Metazoa, Echinodermata, Asteroidea, Valvatida, Asterinidae. Gene Ontology annotation, cellular component: nucleus. The transcript is spliced from 21 exons. The coding region runs from base 57 to 3161 and encodes 1034 amino acids. Gene Ontology annotation, molecular function: RNA binding.